AUGAUCACAAGCACGGUUGAGAUAGCGGCACCACCCGCCAAAGUGCGCGACAUUCUGCUCAAUUUCUCAGCAUACCCGGAAUGGCAUACGGAAUGGCUGAAGGGGAUUGAGCUCAAGGACACCACCAAGACCCCGCAGCAGCUUUCCUCAGGGGACAAAAUUGAGGUCAACAUUGAGAAUUUCAAGUUUGUCGCCGAAGUCAGGGAGAACACUGAGAGCUUGUUUUCUUGGCAAGGCCCGCCCGUGUUUACCAUUGCUGGAUUGCACAAAUUCCAUAUCGAACCGGCCAAUGAUGGUGCUUCGACUGUUUUCACGCAGUCUGAGGAUCUCAAAGGUCUCCUUGCGUUCAUUAUGAGCCCUUCUCUGCUUGGGAAGAAGAUGCGUGCUCACUUCGAUAUCUUCCACAGGGAUCUCAAGGCCCGCGCUGAAUUGGCGUGA
Molecule: messenger RNA, 438 nt
Organism: Penicillium coprophilum
Lineage: Eukaryota; Fungi; Ascomycota; Eurotiomycetes; Eurotiales; Aspergillaceae
Product: SRPBCC domain-containing protein
Exons: 3
Coding region: 1-438 (145 amino acids)
Source: RefSeq, a predicted model, not a curated record